CGCUACGGCCAUCAGUGCGCGGUCGAGUUGCUGCGAUUAAUCGACCGGAUAUUCGAUCCAAGUGCACUCGCUGCUGACACAGUAUCGGUGAUCUGCUGCGCCGACAUCAACCGUUCGGAACGUCCGACACCACAUCGAGUAGCAUUGACGAGUGCGAUUAGCCGUUUCGUUUAUUA
This is a messenger RNA of Amoebophrya sp. A25, 176 nucleotides long. Lineage: Eukaryota; Dinophyceae; Syndiniales; Amoebophryaceae. The record is from the annotation of a GenBank genome assembly.